Messenger RNA from Beta vulgaris subsp. vulgaris (sugar beet), 2355 nucleotides. RefSeq names its product luminal-binding protein 5. The transcript has 6 exons. Lineage: Eukaryota; Viridiplantae; Streptophyta; Magnoliopsida; Caryophyllales; Amaranthaceae. Gene Ontology annotation, biological process: protein refolding; cellular response to unfolded protein; endoplasmic reticulum unfolded protein response. Gene Ontology annotation, cellular component: nucleus; endoplasmic reticulum chaperone complex; cytoplasm. The coding region runs from base 151 to 2145 and encodes 664 amino acids. The record is from RefSeq and is a predicted model, not a curated record. Gene Ontology annotation, molecular function: ATP-dependent protein folding chaperone; heat shock protein binding; ATP hydrolysis activity.
AACAACUCUUUCUCACAAAUCUCACCAUCACAUCAACAUUCAUAUUUCAACGUUUUCAUAAAUCAACAAAAUUCUCUCUCUCCAUCUUCUUCUCUCUCAACUAUUAAUUCUUCUACAUACUAUAACGUGACACAAAUUUGAUCUGCAACAAUGCAUCUUUCUUCCAAGAAUUUGGCAUUAUAUUUCCUUCUUCUCUUUGUUUCAGAGUUUUUGUUAGGAGUGACAGUAUUAGCAGCAGAUGAUCAAACAAUAAAAGGAACAGUAAUUGGCAUUGAUUUGGGUACAACAUAUUCAUGUGUUGGGGUAUAUAAAGAUGGUCAUGUAGAGAUUAUAGCCAAUGAUCAAGGUAACAGGAUCACCCCUUCAUGGGUAGCCUUCACUGACAGUGAACGUCUGACCGGCGAAGCAGCGAAAAAUCAAGCAGCAAUCAACCCUGAACGAACCAUUUUCGACGUUAAGCGGCUCAUUGGUAGAAAGUUUAGUGAUCCUGAGGUGCAAAGAGAUAUGAAAAUGUUACCCUAUAAAGUUGUGAACAGAGAUGGGAAGCCUUACAUUCAGGUGAAGACUAAGGAAGGUGAAGUUAAAGUGUUUAGCCCUGAGGAAGUCAGUGCUAUGAUCUUACAGAAGAUGAAGGAAACAGCUGAGUCUUAUCUAGGAUCAACGGUUAAACACGCUGUCGUCACUGUUCCAGCUUAUUUCAAUGAUGCACAAAGGCAAGCUACUAAGGAUGCUGGAACAAUUGCGGGACUAAAUGUGGUCCGGAUAAUCAACGAGCCAACAGCAGCAGCCAUCGCUUAUGGUUUAGACAAGAAAGGAGGAGAAAUGAACAUCUUGGUGUAUGACCUUGGUGGUGGAACAUUUGAUGUUAGCAUUCUAACCAUUGACAAUGGCGUAUUUGAGGUUCUUUCCACUAGCGGAGAUACCCACUUGGGAGGUGAGGAUUUUGACCAUAGAAUCAUGGAUUAUUUCAUGAAGUUGAUCAAAAAGAAGUUCAACAAGGACAUUAGCAAAGACAAGAAGGCACUUGGAAAGUUGAGGAGGGAAUGUGAGAGGGCAAAGAGGGCACUCAGUAGCCAACACCAAGUCAGAAUUGAGAUUGAAGCUCUUGUUGAUGGAAAAGAUUUCUCUGAGCCCUUAACAAGGGCGAGAUUCGAGGAGUUGAACAUGGACUUGUUUAAGAAGACAAUGACUCCAGUGAAGAAAGCUAUGGAAGAUGCAGGGUUGAAGAAGAGUGAUAUUAAAGAGAUUGUGCUUGUUGGUGGGAGUACUAGGAUUCCUAAGAUUCAGCAGCUUUUGAAGGAUUAUUUUGAUGGUAGGGAGCCUAACAAGGGUGUUAACCCGGAUGAGGCUGUUGCCUAUGGUGCCGCUGUUCAAGGUGGUGUUCUUAGUGGUGAAGGAGGUGAAGAAACUCAAGGCCUCCUUCUCCUUGAUGUCGCUCCUUUGAGUUUGGGUAUUGAGACUGUUGGCGGAGUGAUGACUAAAUUGAUCCCAAGAAAUACAGUCAUCCCAACGAAGAAAUCUCAAGUUUUCAGCACUUAUCAAGAUCAACAAAGCACAGUUGAUAUCAAAGUCUUUGAAGGUGAAAGAACCUUGACUAAAGAUUGUCGUGAACUCGGUCGAUUCCAGCUCUCUGGCAUUCCACCAGCUCCAAGGGGAGUACCUCAGAUAGAGGUGACCUUUGAGGUUGAUGCCAAUGGUAUUCUCCAUGUUACAGCAGAGGACAAGGCAGCCAAAAACAAACAAACCAUAACAAUCACCAACGAUAAGGGCCGCCUAAGCCAAGAUGAGAUUGACAGAAUGGUGAGAGAGGCGGAGGAAUUUGCCGAAGAGGAUAAGAAAAUGAGGGAAAAAGUGGAUGCAAGGAACAAGCUUGAGACAUAUGUUUACAGCAUGAGGAGCACAAUCGAUGACAAAGACAAGCUCGCUGAUAAGAUUGACUCCGAUGACAAGGAGAAGAUCGAGGCAGCCUUAAAGGACGCUCUUGAGUGGCUGGAUGACAACCAAAACGCCGAGAAGGAAGACUAUGAAGAGAAGAUGAAAGAAGUAGAAGCUGUUUGUAACCCUGUAAUCAAACAAGCUUAUGAGAAGAGUGGUGGCAAGGCUGCUGAUGACUCUGAAGAGGAGGAAUCUCAUGAUGAGUUGUAGAAUAUUAUAAGAAUAUCAAAGGGAUUUCAGAUUUUUAACUUCUCCGUAGCUUAUGUAGGAACUAAUUCACCUAAACUCUUCUUUUUUUAAGGGAAUUCACCUAAACUCUUGAUUAAUGUUAGAUCUUUAAUACUCAACAUUGACACUAUUUGUGUAAUACAAUGCUUUUUUUAUUAACUAAGAAAAAUUUACCCAAGUUCCUUUGUUUCA